AUGGGGAAAGGCCCAGGUCUCUAUCCCGAUAUGGGCAAAAAAACAGAGGUAAUUCAUCAAAAUUUCAUUUGUCGUUUGGAGGAUGAUGUUGUCAGUGUAUGUGACAAUAGUCAAACUGUCCAUGAGCCCAAGCUUAAGGUUGAAAAGCAUGAGUUCUGUUUUGAUGUUUUUCUUGACCAAAAAGUAACCAAUGAUGAGGUGAAUGAAAGGGGUAUUUUGGCCAGGACUCAAUAUUAUUAUGGUGUAUUGAUAGAUUAUGGAGCGAACAAGCUUCUAAUAUAUCAAUUGCAAACCGUCGAGAGAUUAUAUUAGAAUCCAAAGAAGGUGGGAAUGAGAUGGUUUCCUUAAUGGUGUUACUAUUGAUGAGAGGUCUGACUUCCAUGUGAAUUUACUUACCACUGUGCUCUUGGGGUGAGUUUAAUGACUUUAGGGCUAAUCACAACAAAUAGCAGUGUACUUUCACUUAUUUCAAGAUUAUGCAUAUGACAUUAAAGGGGCUAAGAAACAGAAACAGAAACAGAGGACAAAAUAUGGAAACAAGAAAAAUUCACCUGUCGCCUCAACAACAAGAAGAAAACAGUUGGAGAGUUGGAAAGGCUGAGUUUUUCCAUUUUGGAUUUAUUAUGGAGGAACUAUUUUGAGUAAAUGAUGAUAGUGCUUCCAGAACCAUGUAGCGGUAGUUCAUGUUUGCCUAUUUUAUGAUGGAAAUUAAGAUGAGUGAAGAUAACUUCUCAAAUUCUGCUUUGUUGUUGUUGUGCAGGUUGGAUAUAAUUAAAAGAUAUAUGGAUUAAACAAAUUGAAGCUCUUUUUAUGGAAUUAUGAAGAGCCAUGAAUUUGUUUCUCAAGAACUUCCAUCUAACAUUCAUGCUUAUAUGGAACACUCAAAUGUUCAUUUUUUGGAAUAGAAAUAGAUUGAGAAUAACAUUCUACUUUCUGAAUGUUAUAAUAGAAAGAAAUUACCGUUAGAUACUAAAGGUGCCUGUUCCGUGACUUCGUUACCUAUGAUAGAGGAGAGUCAAAGGGAAAGUUUUGAGAGGCCUAAAAUCAUAUAGAGUCUUGCUUACCUGUUAGAGUCAAUGAGCAACAAGUGACAAAUUUACAUUUACUCAAUGUACCCUUGUGGGAUUUUUACAUUUACUCAAUGUACCCUUGUGGGAUUUUCAAUUUUUCCUAGGGGUGAGCAAACCCAAACCAAGAAACCGAGAAACGAACUAAAACCGACGAAACCGAAACCGAAACAAAACCGACGGUUAGAGUUUGAAUUUUUUAAAAACCAAAAAAUCGGGUUCGGUUUCGGUUUUUAUCCAGAAACCGACCCAUACUUAAAACCAACAAACCGACCCAUACUUGAUUGGUUUUUGGUUGUAAUAGACUAUUUCGGGC
This is a messenger RNA of Lactuca virosa, 1383 nucleotides long. The record is from the annotation of a GenBank genome assembly. Lineage: Eukaryota; Viridiplantae; Streptophyta; Magnoliopsida; Asterales; Asteraceae.